CUCCACUAGCUACUAGCCUAGCCGCUCCGACGCGACCAAAACAAUGCAAACGUGCGUACUGAUCGAGUCGACGCAGAUAAUAUGCAGACGUUUGUCGCACAGACACAACAACAGUGUUGAUCUCUUUCACAUUCAUUAUUCUGUAAUUUAAGUAAUUUGCAGGUCCCUUUUUAGGUUGAGCGUCAUAACGUACGUCUUUGUCUUGCCCUUGGCCAUAUUUUGAUGCUGAUCUUUCAAGUUUCAACCAGUGGUACAUCGAUCUUGGAUGCAUUAGAAUCAUCUUUAGCUGCCGGCUGUUAAACGAAUCAUUUAUGCUUGUGGAGACUUUGUAGAAAUUUCGGGAAACAUGGGAAGCGGAGCAAGAACAAUGUUUGCAAACAAAAGCCACUUUGGUAGAUCAAACUGGAUGCCAACAUGGAUUCCUUUCCUAUCUUGGAAGUUUAGUGCAAGGUAUAUUUUGAUGUUGCUUCUGAUAAUGGGUGGUAUGCCACAGCAGCAGCCGUACCGAGGCAGGACAUCUGGGCAGGUGUUGGAGAUGAUGGGCGCUGCCGCGGCCAUCACGUGGUCCUGGAAACCUUGGUGUGUCUGGGAGUGCUGCGAUGAGCCAUGGAUCAAUGUCAAUAAUAUAUCCUCAGGUCUUGAUAACGUUCUAAAUGAAAAUCUUUUCGGACAGCAUAUAGUUAAAGAAACUGUUUCAGCCGCUCUUCAGGGCCACUUGUUAAAUCCCAAUCCUCCUAAACCCCUAGUUCUGUCCUUUCAUGGCCGGACCGGGACAGGCAAAAACUUUGUGAGCCGUAUGAUAGCGGAGAGCAUCUAUAAGGAAGGAUUGUCAAGUAAAUAUGUCCAUCUCAAGAUUGCAGAUAGAGAUUUCAGACAUACGACAAAGUUUGCAGAAUACAAGGAAUCACUCCACAACGAGGUGUUUAACAGUGCCAAGAACUGCCCUCGUCAGCUCUUCAUAUUUGAUGAGGUAGAGAACAUGCCUGGUCUGCUCGACACCAUUCGUCCUUUCUUAGAGUACAGGUCACAUUUAGAGGGUGUCCAGUUCAACAAAGCUAUCUUCAUAUUUUUAAGCAAUACAGCCGCAAGAGAAAUAUCUGAAUAUGCCUUGUCUCACAUGCAAGCUGGUGGAACGAGAGAAGAGAUUACCCUGCAGAGCCUGGAGCCUCUCAUUGAACAAAGCUCAUUCAGUUCAGCAGGAGGUGGAUUUCAGAGUGCCCGUCUGAUAGACAAGUAUCUCAUCAGUCAUUUCAUCCCUUUUCUUCCGUUGGAAACGAGCCACGUCAGAAACUGUAUCAUUUCCGAGCUGCUUAGCCACCACGCCCGUUCUGACGCAUCUACAUCUACCAGAGACAUUGCGGAUGAAGUCAUCAGAGAACUUCAGUUCUGGCCCAAGGGAUCGGGACUUUUUGCCACCAAAGGCUGUAAAAGUGUGGCAGAGAAACUUAAUCUUGCUCUGUUUAGAGCCCACAGGAGGAAAGAAGCAGUGAAGCAAGAUCUUUCAAAGAACGAACUCUGAUAUUGAGAUAUACUGUAAUUUAAAGAGGCUGUAGCAUGACGAGACUAUGUCUUUCCUGUGGCCUGACUCGUGGGCCGAUCAGAUAUAAUACGACUACGGACGACGCGACCGCAGUAGGCCUACGUAUUCACAUGCGUGCAACAUAUGCAAAACCGAAGCGUGAGUUGUCCAAAUGAAGUCGUAGAUGGCGUUAACCAGUAUAUGCCAUGCUACAGCCCCUUUAAG
Molecule: messenger RNA, 1744 nt
Organism: Strongylocentrotus purpuratus (purple sea urchin)
Lineage: Eukaryota; Metazoa; Echinodermata; Echinoidea; Camarodonta; Strongylocentrotidae
Product: torsin-1A
Molecular function (GO): ATP hydrolysis activity; ATP binding
Source: RefSeq, a predicted model, not a curated record